CUCAUGUCUUGUAUCAUCGCUGCUGUGCGCGCGCCGCAUUCCGCGAGGAGAUGCCGUCACGCAAACGCCCAAAGUUAGAUGAGUUAUUAGUAUCCUGUUUUUGACCUGACCCAACGCUCAGGCAAGUCUGGAGCCCCUGGCGUCACCACGCCGCCCCCCAAUGUCCACUGACGACCAAUGACGUCGUUUCGCCCCUCCACCGAGAGGCCUCACAAGCUGGCCUGGCGCUUGGAUGGCCAACCAAGGUCCCUGGCGACGCAUCAGGUCAUGCAGACGGCUCUUCUGCAGCUUGCAAAUCGUCGGUUGGGAGCUGCAUUGCUUAUUUUAUCCGUCCACCCUGCUCUGGCGCGAAUCCAUUGGCCAGGUCCAAAGUGAACCCCCGACCCAGAGAGAAUCGGCAGCAAAACGUCGCCCCGGUAUUAUUACCGAGCACCUUGGUUGAAUUACCCCGCGACGCACUGCAUCAUCGAGCAUCUUCACCUCAAUUUCUUUCCCCGACAACCCCACGACACCAGCGCAGCCUGUGCUCACAUCAGUCAUGACGUCAGGACACAAUGAUCCCAAGCUCUUGUAUGCCGUGGAUGGCAUCAAGGCAUACCACAUCGCCAACGGCAAUGAGGAGUCGCUGACUCCCACUGGGCCUCAGACUCUGUCACUUCUCAUGGUCCCUACGUCGUCUGGCUUCGCAGAUCCCAGCGGUGUCGGUAAUGGCGAAGAGGACUUCUACCUGCACCUUCAUCUUCCUCCCGAACUCGAUCUUCCCCUCCCGGCCACCACGCAGAUAUACCAUCAGCCACCCACGAGUUAUUUGAUCCCUCGCUGGGACCUCGGGCCCGAUAGCGGAGCAUUCACGCGCAUUGAAUUUCCUGCUGCUGGUAGUAGGUCAGGCAUCCAGGAAGAUGUGGAUACCUUUGAGACGAUCCUGGCCCAAUGCACCGCUUUCCUCGAGAGGACGCCUGCCCCGAGACCCAGGAAGUCCAAGGCUGCCGAGGCCAAGGCCCGCGAGGCCGCAGGCGAUGAAUUGCCACCCUACAACCCGGCUGACUAUGACCCGGGCGAAGGAUACGUCCAAGGGAGCCAUAGCUCGUCGUCGGGCAAGGGCGGGCGCAUUGUGCUCGUGGACGAGGAGGACGGCAGCGUCAUAGGCGAGCUCAGCGAUGGCUUUCAAGUUGUCGAAGACGGUGCUGUGCGACCGGGAUCCAAGGAUCCCGUCGAAAUUUCUCUGCCCGCGGACGGCACUCAGAACAUUGCUGUCCAGCCUCUCUCCAUCGAGGAUGAGCUGCACCCUGCCUAUCGAAAAUCCACGUUGGUCAACACCGCCAGCAAAGCGUCCCGCUUCAUCAUCACCACAUCCGAUUACGUCACCAAGACUCUGCAGUCGCAAGCCGACAGCUUCACGAAGAAUACGCAGCCCGUUGCCAAGCCUGUGAGCUUUAGCCCGACAACGCACGCGCAUAUCCGACGCAUCAACCAGUUCUCUACAAAGACGGCCGGGCUGUCUGCGACGACGGUCGGGUCCAUCGGCAAGGUUGCACAAAACUUUGGCGCGCACGUCACCCGGCGCAAGGACGGUAGAGCGCGGGGCUACGACAAGGACGGCAACAUGGUCGAAACAUACAAACCGGGAAUGCUAAAUAAAAGCUUGAUGGCUUUUAACACGGUUGUCGACGGCAUUGAGCAGGCUGGGCGCAACCUGCUCACAAGCACGUCAGCCAGCGCAUCGCAGGUCGUUGGCCACCGCUGGGGCCCCGAGGCUGGAGACGUGGCGCGUAAUAUUGGCGGUGGCUUCAAGAAUGUCGGCCUCGUCUAUAUCGACGUCACGGGAGUGUCUCGCCGAGCGAUCCUCAAGAGCGUGGCCAAAGGCAUGGUAGUUGGUAAGGUGAAGGGCGGCGGCGAAGUCAUUGUGGGCGGAGGCGACGGUGGCGAGGCAACAAUUGCGGCGGGGGGAAGCGGCGGCAGCAUCCCGGCCCAGAGCACAUUCGGCGAUUCUGCGAGCGUUUCCGGUGGGUACAGUGGCAAGGGAAAGAUGCCCAGCUCCUAAAUUUGGAGGGCUGCAAGGGAGAGUGCAAGAGGCGGAUUGCCAUGGAGACAUGACAAGGACUUGGGGAGGAUGGAUCGACAAGAAGCCCUAGAGAGUCCUCAUAUAUGCAACAUCAUAAUGAGCAUGAGUUGUCAGCUCGCGAGUUUGAAAUUGCGUAUCAAGGAUGAGCAAGACAG
Purpureocillium takamizusanense is the source of this 2217-nucleotide messenger RNA. RefSeq lists its product as uncharacterized. Lineage: Eukaryota; Fungi; Ascomycota; Sordariomycetes; Hypocreales; Ophiocordycipitaceae. The coding region runs from base 539 to 2041 and encodes 500 amino acids. The transcript is spliced from 3 exons. Gene Ontology annotation, cellular component: plasma membrane. The record is from RefSeq and is a predicted model, not a curated record. Gene Ontology annotation, biological process: cell division.